UCCUGCCUUUACAUCACAUGUGUUAGUGACGUGAAGACCAUGCGUGGUCCUGGUCCUGUGUUUGGGACGUGAGGACUCCCGUCCUGACUGAAGGGUCCGUUUUUCUGAAUGUGAGACGCGGUCACUGGUUCCUGUUGGGGAAGCGUUAGUUGGAGACUCGAGAUGCCGACACUGAGUGUGAAUGGAGUCACGGUGAAUUUCCCCUUCCCUCCGUAUGACUGUCAGAAGGUCUACAUGAACAAAGUGAUCGAGUGUCUUCAGACGAAAACGAACGGGGCUCUGGAGAGUCCCACAGGCACUGGUAAAACCUUGUGUUUACUGUGCGCCACCUUGGCCUGGAGGGACCACUUCAAGGACACCAUCUCUGCCCGCAAGAUAGCUCAGAAGCUGGAUGGGGAGAUGUUCACACACACACCUCUGUCAUCCUGGGGAUCGGCUGCUACAGACGGUGACACACCAACCUACUACACUGACGUCCCCAAGAUCAUAUAUGCGUCCAGGACACAUUCUCAGCUGGCACAGGUCAUGAGUGAGUUAAAGAACACUUCAUACAGGCCAAAGGUGUGUGUGCUGGGGUCAAGAGAGCAGCUAUGUAUCAACCAGGAAGUGAUGCGUCAAGAGAGCAACCAUGUCAAGGUCCAUAUGUGCAGAGGAAAAGUCUCCACCAGGUCAUGUAUCUACUACAAUAAUGUUGAAGAGAAGAGCACUGACAGAGACUUGGUGAACUCUAUCCUUGAUGUGGAAGACUUGGUCAAAUUUGGCAACAAAGAGAGGGUCUGUCCUUACUACCUCUCACGUUCCUUGAAGCAGCAAGCAGAUCUCAUUUUUAUGCCUUACAAUUACCUGCUGGAUCCAAAGAGCCGUAGAGCCCACAAUAUUGAGCUGAAUGGAGCUGUGGUCAUUUUCGAUGAAGCUCAUAAUGUGGAAAAAACAUGCGAAGAGUCGACGUCAUUUGACCUGACUCCCUAUGAUGUAGCUGCUGCCAUUAAUGCUGUGGACAGGCUGCUGGUGGAGAAGGCUACAGAAGCCAGCCACACAGAUUCUGUCAAUGAAAACUUCAAUGUAGAAUCCCUCAACUCUGGUUUAAAAAUAGAUUUAACCACCGUUGCAAAAAUCAAACAGAUUCUAUUGGAUCUGGAAGCUGCCAUUGAUUCCUAUGAUGUUCCAAGUGAAAAAGGCAUCACUAAACCUGGAAUCUUCAUCUAUGAGCUGUUAGAGAGAGCUCACCUGACCUACAGCAGCAAGACAGCAGUCCAUGAAGCUCUGGAGCAGAUCAGUGGAUACUUAGCUGGGCAGACAGGAAUAUUCUUGAACACCAAUGGACUGCAGAAGCUGGCUGAUAUCAUACAGCUGGUGUUCCAUGGUGAGCCAUCAGAAAAGGACAGACAGCAGCAGAUGCAGUUGAACACCACUCAUUUUAAGGUUCACAUUCACAGAGACACCAACUCUCACAGGAAAAAACAGAGCUCUGAUGUGUGGGCGGCAUCCUCAUCAAAGAAACAAGGCAAUAUUCUGAGUUACUGGUGCUUCUCUCCUGGAUUCAGCAUGCAGGAUCUGGUGAACCAAGGUGUUCGCUGCAUCAUUCUGACCAGUGGAACCCUCUCACCUCUGUCCUCAUUCACCUCUGAGAUGAGGAUAGAGUUCCCAGUGUGCCUGGAGAACGGCCAUGUCAUUGAGCGGGACCAGAUAUUUGUUAGCGUCAUUGAACGAGGCCCAGAUGGCGAGCAGUUGAGUUCAGCGUUUGACAGAAGGUUUGUUCCUGAAAAUAUGGCAUCUUUAGGCAAAACUGUUGCCAACAUGAGCCGUGUAGUUCCUCAUGGUCUCUUAGUGUUUUUCCCCUCCUUCCCCCUUAUGGAAAAAACACUGGACUUCUGGAGGGCUAACGGACAUGCAGAUCGUAUUGAAAGCAUAAAGCCUAUGUUUGUUGAACCUAAAGGAAAGGGCACCUUUACUGAGGUUAUUGAUGGAUAUUACAAUAAAGUCCGUGAUCCAGCAUCCAAAGGGGGAAGCUUCUUUGCUGUGUGUCGAGGGAAGGCUAGUGAAGGUCUGGAUUUUGCAGACACCUUUGGUCGGGGUGUCAUCAUCACAGGCCUUCCCUUCCCUCCAAUGAUGGACCCUCGAGUCAAGUUGAAGAUGCAGUUCUUGGAUGAGAUGAGCCGGAAAAGAGCUCCUGGGAUAAAGUACCUGUCUGGGCAGGAGUGGUACAGACAGCAGGCUUUCAGAGCUGUGAACCAGGCCGUGGGUAGAGUUAUUCGCCAUAAGGACGACUAUGGAGCCAUCUUCCUGUGCGAUCACAGGUUUAAAAGCUCUGAAGCCCGGGCCCAGCUUCCAUCGUGGGUUAGGCCUUAUGUGCGUCUGUACGAUGGCUUUGGGAAUGUGGUCCGUGACGUGUCUCAAUUUUUCAGGGUUGCACAGAAAUUGAGGCCUGUAGUAGAGAAGAAGACUGCUGCAGAGAAAUGUAGCGCAGAGUGUCUAUCAGACGCUCAGUCCUCUGGCUUCACUUCCUGCACAUCCACCCAAAGCUCCCAUACACAGAAGGCCAAGGUAUUGGACAACCACCUUCCCAGCCUGAAGAGGAGGAGGCUCAAUGAAAACACUGGAGCUACUCGGAUGGCCAGAAUCUGUAUUGAGUAUGAGUGUGAGGUGCAGGAGAGUCAGAGGAGACCAGCCAACCUGUUGGACGCCCUGGAGCGUGGGGACGUCCACGACGGAGAGGACGCUGAUGCUGCCGUGGGAGAGGAGAAGGCAAACCAUUUGUCCACACUCUCUAUUCAACAUGACAAGAGGAUGGAAGAUGAAAUGCGGGGAGGAAAACGUAAAAUCAAAUUGGUCCAAGAGCAGAAAACCAGCGUGUCAGAGGAUGCGUGUGGGGAAAGUAGAGCAGGCAGAGCUAAGACGUUUCUGGCAGAGAUGAAGAAGUCACUGAGCCAGGUCAACUUUGAUCGCAUUGUGCAGGCGCUGCAGACCUACAAGAAGACAGACAACCUGGAUGUCCUGCUCACUGAGACAGCUGUCUUAACUGAGGACACCAACACUCACAGUCUGCUCCGCGGCUUCUACCAGUUCGUUCGGCCACAUCACAAGAAGAGGUUUGAUGAGAGGUGUGUGGAGCUGACAGGACAGGGCUGCGGAUACAAACCUGACCACUCACUGUCAAAGGAUGAGAAGAAAGUGUUGAUACUGCAGACUGCCACAGACCAUCAGCCUGCUGUGAGUCUGUCCUCCACCAGUGGGACGUCUACCUGCAGGCAGCUUAAUACAGAGCACCUCAACAAAGGGGGACCUCACUUAAACCAGCAAGGAUUAAGAGAAUCUGCGACUGGUAGGACAUCCUUUAACCUCUGA
Paralichthys olivaceus (Japanese flounder) is the source of this 3345-nucleotide messenger RNA. NCBI's taxonomy places the organism in Eukaryota, Metazoa, Chordata, Actinopteri, Pleuronectiformes, Paralichthyidae. The record is from RefSeq and is a predicted model, not a curated record.